Molecule: messenger RNA, 1798 nt
Organism: Pseudomyrmex gracilis
Lineage: Eukaryota; Metazoa; Arthropoda; Insecta; Hymenoptera; Formicidae
Product: aminopeptidase N-like
Exons: 9
Coding region: 130-1683 (517 amino acids)
Biological process (GO): proteolysis; peptide catabolic process
Cellular component (GO): cytoplasm
Molecular function (GO): peptide binding; zinc ion binding; metalloaminopeptidase activity
Source: RefSeq, a predicted model, not a curated record
AAUGAAACUUUACUGAAGUCGAUUGCGAUCCAGACACGACGAGUAGUUUUUGAAUAUACACAAGCAUAUAUUGAAUCUAGUGUGCCUAUACAAGAAAAUCUAUUUUUUCAAAACGUAACACUUAGUGCCAUGUGGAAAGAAAAAUCAUUUAGUAUAUUCUCUAUGAUCAAUAAUUUCUUUUAUAAGAAAAAUGUUCUAUACAACUCUAUUUUUGAGGAAGCGAUAAAAUUGUAUUCUAUCACUAAGAAUACAUCACGUGAUACAUUUAAUGAACAGUCCAUUCUUGAUAUUCUAUGGGAAAAUGUACGUGUUGUGCCGGCCAUACAUAAAAAUAUUCGUUUAGAGACUAUAAAUAUAAAAAAUGUGAUAACGUCUUGGAUAACACAACAUGGUUAUCCUGUAGUACAAGUAACACGAAACAAUGACGCACAGUCUCUCACAAUAAAAGUUAUAGACUGUAUCGCAGUGAAUCAAAAAGAAUUGUGUGAACACAAGUGGUGGAUACCUAUAAUUUAUGUAACAAUAUCAAAAAAUAAGUCUAUUACACACCAUUACUCGUACCUUGACCAAGAAAGAAAAGAUAUCGUUGUUUUGAAUAUUGAGGAAGAUGAUUUUAUCGUGAUCACAGACCAAAAUGGAUAUCGCGUUAACUAUGAUUAUAAAUUUUGGGAAAAGUUUGGUUUUCUUCUGAAAAAUGGAAAGCCACAAAAUUGGGAUAUAUAUGAAGUAUCUGACGUCACGUUAGCCCAAAUUCUCGACGAUGCCUUUUAUUUUUUAAUACAAAAUACAAAGUACAACAAACAUUCUGUUGCAGGAAUGAGUAGUAUAGACACAUUUUUCAAUCUUGCGGNCAAUGUACUUUACGUGNAAAAUGGGUACAUAACAUGGUAUCCAAUAUUUAAUGCUCUUCAAUAUGUAUCACAACUUUUUCCGUUUCCAGAAAGCGCAAAAAUCAAGGAUAGAGCACUAGAAAUUUUGAAUAAAUUUUUUGAAGAUACAUCACAUAUAAAUGUUUCCGAGAAUAGCAUUGAUACUCAAUUAUAUCACGAAACGUUAAAAUGGACAUGUAUUCUUAAUAGUUCAAAGUGCAACAAACACCUUACUGAUAUAUUAGAGUGGCAUUUACAAAGUCCUGCACAAAACAAACUGUUGGUAAGUUGGCAGAAAUGGAUAUAUUGCCAAGGUGUGACAUUAGGAAUUAUAAAUGAUUCCAUGUUGUUCCUUACAAUACAAGACAUUUACUUGUUACAAGAAAAGCAAAAUCACUUUUUUCACCUUUUAUCUUGUGGACACAAUUAUAGAUUAGCAGUGCGUUAUGCACAAGAACAUACUUUAGGAAAAAAAAGUGAUUUUGUUAGCAUUCUUUUCCAUAUUGUUGCAAGGCACGUAAAAAGGUUUUCUUUUCUGGAUGCUAUAUUAAGCCAAAUACAAAAUAAAUUCCUAAGACCGGUUGGCCUGCUUGCAGUUGUGAAUUUUAGUAUUAACCACAUAUAUUCAGAUGAAGAUUCCGAAAUGAUUACUAAGACUGUACGAGUGAUGGUUACAAAUUUGAUCAACAGAUAUAAUCUAGAAACGCCAACAUUUAUACACGACAUCAUUAUGAAAAAAAUUAUGAAGCGUCGAACAUUUAUAAAUAUAAGGAAAUUACUCAUAUGGGAUAUACCUUAUCUACUACAUUACUAAUCAAGUAACGAUGAUUUUUUCGAAAUGUUUUGUAUAGACAUUUGCUUUUUAAUUUAAAUAGAAAUUGAAAUCCAUGUAUUGCUUUUAAUACUAAAGUUAUUUUUGUAACCCAAGA